UUCAUUUCAUUUGUUUAUGCGUCGAAUUCUGGAAUCUAGGACUAGGAUCACUGGUCUAGAUUCUAGAGGGUCUAGAACUCUAGGUCUAGAUCUUUUUUUUUUGCUGCGCGAAUUUUAAUUAAUUUAUUUGAAAAGAUCUUAAGAAAAAAUUUCAUUUCAAAUGUUUAUUUGACACACACACAUCUUGGAAAGCUCCACAAACGCGCUCGUCUCGUUUUACAACAAAAAAAGAACAAGUUGAAAAUCAAAUUAUCAAUCAAUGAAUGUCUUUUUUGACAGUAAAUCAUGUAAAUGACAGUCUUGAAUGAACUUCAACAAGUUAAAAGUUCAAGUUUCAAAUACAAAGUGUUGAAUGUUAUUAGUCUGAAACUAUUCCACAUUUCACCAACAUGGCUACUAGCAGCUCAGACGACAUGAAAGCUGCUGCAAUCAAUGUGCUGUGUCCAGUUACUAUCCAGCUCUUAAAAGAACCCUCCGUGCAACACGCAAAGGCACUGACCAAAGCACUGGAGGAGAUUGAUGUCAGGGUGAUCCAAGAACUUCAGACCUAUAUUAUUUUCCCAUUAGAAGCUGGCUUGCGAGACAAAAAUGUGUCUGAAUCCUUAUUAUUAAAUCUGUGUGAAGCUUCCUAUACAGUGUUUACAAAAUCUAGAGUUCUCUCAAUUAAGAUAUUUUACCAGCUGUACACAACAAUAUUAACAAUAUUAUCAAAGUCUCGGCUCCAAGUCCCUGCCAAAUUAUCAGAAGAAUCAGAAACAGCUCUAAUAAAAACCAUAAUGUUGAUGCUGCAAGCGAGUGAUGAAAAUGUCCUUUCUGAGUUUUACAGUAUUAACUACAUUCAUAUUCUUGCUCAACAAAUUACUGUCCUCAUCAACAUAGCCAAGCUAGACAAGUCCAGAGAAUUACAGAAACUGGCUUUGAACUGUAUCUUGCAGUUUAUGCAGGAAGGAACAAAAUAUGGUGAAGUGAAUGCAGUGAAGUUGGGAGAUGUGUUUGCUCACUGUUUGCCUGGUAUAGUGACAGGGAUGGUGCUGGUAGUGACGGGAAGUUCAAACCAAGGUCAGGCUGUGUUUGUGAAAGCCAUAUCUGUGUGUUGCCGUCUGCUUACCUUGACCUUAUGUGAUAAAUGGUUGCAAAAUUCUCAAGAGCAAAUAGAACAAAAUAAACAAAAAGGAAAAGAUCCAAAAGAUUCUGUUGAUGCUCAGUUGAAGUCGUUAUAUGUUGAAAGAAGUCAGAGCUGGGUGAAAUCCACAUCAAACCAUCUUGGACCUGUGAUUGAUGCCAUCUGUGGUUUAGUUUCCAACAGUCAUUGGAGAGUUAGACAAACUGUGGUGGAUUUUGCUCAACAACUUUUAAUGACUUGUAGCAGUUCACUGAGUGAUCAUGUUCCCAAACUUUUAGAAAGUUUAGUUGGCCUCAUUCACGAUUCCUACCAAGCCGUUGCCCAGAAAGCAAUGAGUGCACUGGAGGCUUUCAAAGCCAGUCAACUCGGGCAACCAGGACAGAAAACACUGACAGAGAUUCUAGAGGAGAAUAUUUUUAACUUGGCCGCGUCACUCCCCAGACUGAUGAAAUUCUGCGAAGAAGAGAAUAAACUUCAUUUGAUUCAUCUCUUACAAGGCUACAUCACAUUGCUCGGUUCAAACGUUUCUGGGUUCAUCCACUCCUCCCCUCAUCUGAAACGUUUAUGUCUUGUUCUGGUUCAAGUUUUGGAAAUGGAAACCACAGACGUCAGAGUUGUAGAGGAAAGGGGUUCACUUUUACAUACAGUCCCUGAAGUCUUUACUGAAAGUGGGAGCCUCCAUGUUUGGAGACCUUGCAAAUACUUCAAACACUUCAGAGAUGAUGCUGUGUACAAGGGACUUAUGAAUGUAUGCAGACUGCUUGGACAAUAUGGUAACAUCUACAUCCUUGUUGAUCAUAUGCUGGAACUGUAUCAAGAGAGUGUUGUAUACAAAUUAGCUGCUGUUCUGGCCAUCAAUGAAAUGGUAUUUGGGGCUUCCCUUCAAGAUAAAGAAAUGGGCAGGAUAAAGGAUCUACAGAUACUUAAAGAUGUCAUAAAAAUGUUGAUUGAUGAAUAUCUCUCCCAGUCAAAUUUAAAGCUUAUCAGUGACAUCACUGCCUGUCACAAACAGUCAGCACCAACCUCCACAUCUACCUCAUUAGUCAUUGUUGGACGUUACGACCCAUUCUCCCAGAAAGAAAUCACCAUUGCUAACAGGAAUAGGAUUAUAUUGUUGACCUGUCUUUACAUGGAAGGCCUUGGAAAAUUUGCAACUGCACUUGGUAAAGAUUUUCAAGUCCAUCUUAUUAGGGGCCUGUACCCGCUGGUUGAAAAUUUAGGUCAUGAAAACCUCUAUCUCAGCAGCACAGCUUACUCAUCGCUAGUGGAAGUAGCUUUGGCGAGUGGACAUAGUAGUUUAGAUCAGCUGAUCAGAGACAAUGCAGACUAUCUAGUGACUUGUGUAUCUCAACGUCUUCGCCACUUUGACCAACACUAUCGAGCCCCAAGAACUAUUUGUGUGAUGCUGCGCUACUGCUCAAAGGAGCUUUUGUAUUUGAUUAGCAACAACAUCACACAGCUGUUUGAAAGUUUGGAUGAUAACUACACCCACCACUUGAUGCUCUUUAUGCCGGUCCUGUUAGAACUGGUUCGUGCAAUAGGAAGAUGGUUUCCUCCAGUUUCAUCAGACAAGGAAAAGCCCUCAAUCCAGGCUGAACACUCUCUAGACCAUCAAGCAGUGAUUUCAUGUGUGACUGAAUACAUGAAGGACAAGAUGACAGUGCACGGCUAUUUCACUGACGCUGAUGCCAGGGACUUGAGUUGUAAGAGUCAUCAAGAGAGGACACUGGAAGACAUUGAGGCUGACAUGUUGCAGUUACAGAAUGAGGUCAAAGAGAAGGGAGACACGGAAGAUAUGAUGGAAGAAGAAGAGGAGGAGCCUGGGAAGAAUGAGCCUCCUAAACAUGUGCAGAUAGUGCUAGAGGUGUUUAAAAGGGUCCGUAACUUGAUGUUGUGCAAGGAACCAAAUCUGAGAGUGAUGGCCCUUGAUGUUGUAUGUCAAAGUUGUCAAGAUCUCUGUGAUCAUGAAAGAGAGCUUCUUCCCCAGCUCCAUCAACUCUGGCCUAGUUUAGUGUCUGUGUUUCGGCAAGAAGAGAAAUUUAUAAUUGUCAAGGCUUUAAAAACUUUAUUAAUUUUAUCAAAGCUCAGUGGAGAUUUUAUGCGCCUGAGAAUAAUGAAAGAGAUUGUUCCAGGGAUAUCAUCCUACAUGGAGAAACAAGCCAAGAUCAGUUUUGAUAGUAGGUCCCAGUACCUGUACUCUAGCAACUACAAGCUACAGCUGUGUGUGCUGUCAUCUCUCGGAGAGCUUGCUCAUAAUCUCCAGUUAGAAGGGAAUGACUUGAGUGCCCUAGUCAACAUUUGUUUACCAUAUCUAAGUGACCGUCAGCCUCAAAGUUUACAACAGGCUGCACUGGAUUCCUUUUAUUAUUUCUGUCUCCUGGAGCCAGAUGCAUUAUGGUAUACUUUAAAUUGUACCUACUCCCCAACACAGCUGACUCCACCUGGGCCUGAGUUUGCUCCCUUUAAGUUUCCUGUUAGCACUGAGAGUAAAAGCUUUGCUAAGAACAUAACUUUUCUACUGGAGAAAUAUUUCAGCUGACAUUGAAUGUCAAUCUGUUAUGUUUAAAGAUCAUGUUAAAUUAAAUCAUUGUCUGGGCCAUUCAUUUUCACUGCUAUAUGGAAAUUAUAAGACUUGAUAGUGUUCAGUGUAUGAAUUUAA
Molecule: messenger RNA, 3782 nt
Organism: Biomphalaria glabrata
Lineage: Eukaryota; Metazoa; Mollusca; Gastropoda; Planorbidae
Product: TELO2-interacting protein 1 homolog
Exons: 26
Coding region: 390-3662 (1090 amino acids)
Biological process (GO): chromatin remodeling
Cellular component (GO): cytoplasm
Source: RefSeq, a predicted model, not a curated record